This is a messenger RNA of Myotis daubentonii (Daubenton's bat), 5528 nucleotides long. RefSeq names its product kinesin family member 3A (gene KIF3A). NCBI's taxonomy places the organism in Eukaryota, Metazoa, Chordata, Mammalia, Chiroptera, Vespertilionidae. Gene Ontology annotation, molecular function: ATP binding; microtubule motor activity; microtubule binding. Gene Ontology annotation, biological process: microtubule-based movement. The record is from RefSeq and is a predicted model, not a curated record.
UUGUAGCGCGGCGGAAUGGCCGCAUUGCGCAGGCGCAGUCUGUCUGGCGUCCUAGGAGACGGACUGGAAAGCCUCUGCGCAGGCGUAAUUCAAGCGUCGGAGGAAGCCCGAGGCCCGGGAAUCGGGCGGGGCGAGCCCGGGGUGCGCCUGCGCACAGCGCACUCUCGCCCCGGAGCCGCAGUCUCGGGAGCGCCAAGGCAGUUUUUCAGUCAUCUUCGGCCAGCCGGUCCCGCGAACCCCGCGUCGUUGGACUGCACCCUGGGCGCGGACGUCCACCGGGCACGGGAGAGAGCCACAAUGCCGAUCAAUAAGUCAGAGAAGCCAGAAAGCUGUGAUAAUGUGAAGGUGGUUGUGAGGUGCCGACCCCUCAAUGAGAGAGAGAAGUCCAUGUGCUACAGACAGGCUGUCAGUGUGGAUGAGAUGAGGGGAACUAUCACUGUACAUAAGACCGAUUCUUCCAAUGAACCUCCAAAGACAUUUACUUUUGAUACAGUUUUUGGACCAGAGAGUAAACAACUUGAUGUUUAUAACUUAACUGCAAGGCCUAUUAUUGAUUCUGUUCUUGAAGGCUACAAUGGGACUAUUUUUGCAUAUGGACAAACUGGAACAGGCAAAACUUUUACUAUGGAAGGUGUUCGAGCUGUUCCUGAACUGAGAGGGAUCAUUCCAAAUUCAUUUGCUCAUAUAUUUGGUCAUAUUGCAAAAGCAGAGGGUGAUACAAGGUUUUUGGUUCGAGUGUCUUAUUUGGAAAUAUAUAAUGAAGAGGUUCGUGACCUCUUGGGCAAGGAUCAAACACAGAGGUUAGAGGUUAAAGAAAGACCUGAUGUGGGAGUUUACAUCAAAGAUUUAUCAGCUUAUGUGGUAAAUAAUGCUGAUGAUAUGGAUAGAAUUAUGACACUGGGCCACAAAAAUCGUUCUGUUGGUGCAACUAAUAUGAAUGAGCAUAGUUCCCGUUCCCAUGCCAUCUUUACAAUUACCAUAGAAUGCAGUGAAAAAGGCGUUGAUGGUAACAUGCACGUCAGGAUGGGGAAGCUCCAUCUUGUAGAUCUUGCGGGUUCAGAAAGACAGGCAAAAACUGGAGCUACUGGACAGCGCCUCAAGGAAGCUACAAAAAUCAAUCUUUCGCUUUCCACCCUUGGUAAUGUAAUUUCUGCCUUGGUUGAUGGAAAAAGCACUCAUGUGCCUUAUCGUAAUUCUAAAUUGACUCGUCUUCUUCAGGAUUCCUUAGGAGGAAAUUCAAAGACCAUGAUGUGUGCAAAUAUUGGGCCAGCAGAUUACAAUUAUGAUGAAACUAUUAGUACAUUACGGUACGCUAACCGUGCUAAGAAUAUUAAAAAUAAAGCUAGAAUUAAUGAAGAUCCAAAGGAUGCUUUACUUCGUCAAUUUCAGAAAGAAAUAGAAGAACUGAAAAAAAAGCUUGAGGAAGGGGAAGAAAUAUCAGGCUCUGAUAUCAGUGGGUCAGAAGAAGAUGAUGAUGAAGAGGGUGAGGUUGGAGAAGAUGGAGAGAAAAGGAAAAAAAGAAGAGGUAAGUUAGGUAAAAAGAAAGUUUCCCCUGAUAAGAUGGUUGAAAUGCAAGCAAAAAUUGAUGAAGAGAGAAAAGCACUUGAAACAAAGCUUGACAUGGAAGAAGAAGAAAGAAACAAGGCUAGGGCUGAAUUAGAGAAACGGGAAAAGGAUCUUCUUAAGGCCCAACAAGAGCAUCAGUCUUUGCUAGAGAAAUUAUCCGCACUGGAGAAGAAGGUAAUUGUUGGUGGUGUUGAUUUAUUGGCGAAAGCUGAGGAACAAGAGAAACUUCUUGAAGAAUCUAAUAUGGAACUGGAAGAAAGGAGGAAAAGAGCAGAGCAACUUCGAAGAGAAUUGGAGGAAAAAGAGCAAGAACGCUUGGAUAUUGAAGAAAAAUAUACCAGUUUGCAAGAGGAAGCACAGGGAAAGACCAAAAAAUUAAAGAAAGUUUGGACUAUGCUGAUGGCUGCAAAGUCAGAGAUGGCUGAUCUCCAACAAGAACAUCAGAGGGAAAUUGAAGGUCUAUUGGAGAACAUUCGACAACUUAGCCGGGAGCUUCGGCUUCAGAUGCUUGUUAUUGAUAACUUUAUACCUCAGGAUUACCAGGAAAUGAUUGAAAACUAUGUCCAUUGGAAUGAAGACAUAGGAGAAUGGCAGCUAAAAUGUGUUGCCUACACAGGAAAUAACAUGAGGAAGCAAACUCCAAUUCCUGAUAAAAAAGAGAAAGAUCCCUUUGAAGUGGACCUUUCCCACGUGUAUCUUGCCUACACCGAGGAGAGCCUGCGACAGUCCCUGAUGAAAUUGGAGAGGCCACGGACUUCAAAGGGGAAAGCAAGGCCAAAGACAGGGAGAAGAAAGCGUUCUGCAAAGCCUGAAACUGUAAUUGACUCUUUACUUCAGUAAAUGUUACAGACUUAAAGUCUCAAUAAAAAUAACACUAUCCUCAUGCCUGGACAAAAUAUUUAAUUAAAACACUGAAGACUUUUGUGUAAUUUCAAGUAAUGAAAGCUGUAAGUCAUGGAGUGAGACUGGAAGUAGUAAUUUCUCUAAUAAUUCUUAGUCUAUAUAUGUCAAUAUAACAUUGAAAUUGCACAACUGGUAAUUGUUCAAAUAGUCAUAUUACUCUUCAUUUUAUACUAUGCAGGGAAGUUGGGGGAGCAGCUCCUACUAUAGAGAGUUGCUGUCGAAAUGUAUUUAUAAAUCUGCUAGUAAUUUGCUCAACUCCUGUGUAUUUACAUAACUGGAUGUUCAAAAUAGAAUAAAAUGUAGGUCCUGUCUUGCACAUAGACAGCAGUUCUAAUUGUCCUAUGUUUUGCUGUUAUAUAUGAAUGUUUGAGCUGCGUAUCUAAGAAAUGAUUCAAUCCUAACGCCCGCCCUGCCUGUUUAAAUAUGUUCUCAUUUUUGUGUUAUCUUUAUUGCAUUUUAAGUAUUAGAUGACCUGUAGAAAAUUUAUAAUUUACAGUCAGUCUUUAGAAGAACACGUAGAAAAUAUGUUUGAACUGUACCUCUCUUGACCUUUUUUGCCAUUUAGAGUUUAAAUCAAAUAUGCUUUUGUUCUGGUUUCAUGUUCUCUUAAAACAUUGAGUAUGUACCUAAUUAUAAAGGAGUCACAGUUGCAGGAAAUUAAGCUAAAUACUGGUCACUAGUCUUUGCUGUAUGUGUAUAUUUUUCAAAAUUUAUUUUGAAGUGUGAUUAAUGGAUGCUUCCUUUUAAGUUGUAAAUUGUGAUGAAAAUUGAGUCUCCAUUUCCCAGAAAGUACAACUAAAGCAAGAAAAAUAGCUUUUAAUCCUCUACCUUUAAAAUACUUUAUUUUGUUUUUUCUUUAUAGUUUAUUAAAUGAAAUAUUCUUCCCUAAAUUUCUUCCAUUGACAAAUCCAGUCAGACCAUCUUCCUCUAAAAAUAAAAAUAAUAUUUAUUUUAUAGUAAAAUAACUUGUGACAUAUAGAAUUGUGUUUUCCUUUUUGGCUGCUUACAAAAUUUUUGUUUUUAUUUUUUAAUGUUAUGUUACACCACUUAAUAUAUCUUUUGUGAAUUUUAAAAUAAAUUAGCAUUAAGUUAACAUUAGUUUAAGAAGCUUGGUUAAAUGGUUUAUAAUUACAAAGCCAUGUAUAGAGUGGGGGUGACUAAAGGUGGUGUACUUGUGAGGUGGUAGUAAAAAUGUGUCCAUAAAUUUAAAGUACAUGACAAAGGUGUGUACUGAAUGUCCUGUGUAUGGUGCAUAUUUUCUAGGUAAUAAGAAUUGCAUUUAACUGGUAGCGUUUUCUUUGUAGUAUGUAAGAUAGAAGUUUAUAACUUUACUCUGUGAGGCAACUGUUUAUGUACUGUGAAGACUUGAGGUAAAUACGUGUCUUGUAAGAGCUUUGUGUGAGCAGAAUAUUUUGGCAAUUGUAGAUGCACAUUUAACUGUUAGUAAUUACUCCAUGGAAAUCUUAAUUUUACCAAUAGAAAGAAAAGAUAAAUACUUCUUCUUUUUAGAAGUUCAUGUUUAUCGCUUUUAACUAUCUAGUUAAUAAGAAAGGAAUAGCUUUUGCAUUAAGCUCUAAAACACCACAGAAAACUUAAGCCAGUAUGUUAGAUUGUUUUCUAUUCCACUCCACUAUAAUAACAAAAAGGAACCUAUAAAAAGUCAAAACAUUAGAAUUUUUUUUUAAAUAUAUUUUAUUGAUUUUUUACAGAGAAGAAGGGAGAGGGAUAGAGAGCCAGAAACAUCGAUGAGAGAGAUCGACCAGCUGCCUCCUGCACACCUCCCAGUGGGGAUGUGCCCGCAACCAAGGUACAUGCCCUUGACCGGAAUCGAACCCGGGACCCUUGAGUCCGCAGGCCGGUGCUCUAUCCACUGAGCCAAACCGGUUCGGCAAAACAUUAGAAUUUUUUUUAAAAAAUAGGCUACUUCAGUUUUUUAAAAGUAUUUACAUUAGAAUUUAUUAUACCAGAUGGACAAUAAUUGUUCAUCUUAUGAAAUACCAAAAUUAUAUAUUUAGGCAGGCCUGACUCGUCCAUAUGAAAAAAUGGGACACUGACUUGACAGCGAUUCUCUUAGCUCCAAUCAUAGCAGCAGUUCUGUGGUUUCUUCACACUUACUGUGUCUUUGUGCACAAAUAAAAUAUUUUGUAACUUCAGUGUUAAUUUCAUAUAAGGAUAUAGAUAAGUAAACUUGCUCAUUAUAUGAAGUAGACAGACUUAAAAUGAGUGGCACAUAUAAAUAGGUUUUUGAAUGGGUAUUUUCUUUUCUCUUUAGUUUUAAAAAGUAUUAUUUAUUUAUUAAAAGGAGCCUUGGUAGAAUGUUAUUGGUUGUGGUAUAUUCUUUAGUAAGCCCUGUAACUACAUAUACUAAUAGUUAGGAUAUUAAAAUAUCAUCGUAGUCCUCGUUUUUGUUUAGGUGCUUGUAUUAAAGUAUAAGAUUACUCAAGGAGGGAGAUCUGAAUCCAUGUGUUUACCCCACAAAUAGAAUCCAUUUGAUCUACUUUCUAGGAAAAGGGGACCUUUCUUUUUGCAGCAAGAGAUUUAAGGUCACUUGGGAUUGGGGGGGGUGCCACUUCAUCUGUAAGAUUUUUAGAAAAAUUAUGAUUUUGGGGUUUUGUUUCUUCAUAGUCUUUUUAAAAUGUCUUUCCCCUUGACUCUUAAGGAAUGUCCCUCUCUUUCCUACAGGGCUGUGAAUUAAGGAAUUGGUAGGGUGUACAUUUAAGCACUCCAGUGUCUGCCCAAUUUCUUAAUAUAUGCAUUUGUUUUCCUUUUUAGCUAUUUUUAAUUUAAAAUACUAGAACAAAACAUAGAUCUUCCUAGUGCCUUUGAACUUACACUGUAGUCUGACUAGUUUAAAUCACUAAUAACUUCAAUAGCAUUGCUAUAAUACUGUAUACUGGUCUAAUUUACAAAUUGUACAAUAAAUUUGUUGCAUUAAUUUCAAAAGCCCCACUUCCAUUGUAUUUUAUGUAUAAAUUGUAUUUGUUCAAGUUGUACAUAUUGAUAUUGUAUAUACAUGUGCAGCAUGGUGAAAUAAGAAAUAAAAGUGUUUACAUAAUGCC